UGAGCAGUGUGCGUGGGGAGGCGUCAGUGUGAAAAUGAGCAGCGCGCGAUGUGUGUCGCCUACUCUCGUAUUUUACACUGUGAAGCGCGUGAGUCGAGCACUACACACUGGAUGUACCUGCUAAAGAAACACCUUUCAAGGCGCACAGGGCGGAAAAUGGGACUCCUCAGUUUCCAACUUUUAAUCUAACAGGAGUAUUAUUGCUUGUUGCAGAGUCUGGAUCGUUGACAUGGCAGUAGACGCGGCCUCCAGUUUUACUUUCUGUCGUCCUGCGGUGGAGUACAGGGCACUUCCAGAGGACUUUAAGUACCAGCUGAGUCGUUGUGCAGGUGGAAACCUUACCUGGCAUGAGGGGCACAGCCGCAAAACAGCCGGUGGCGGAACGGUCAAACUACUCCAACAGCCUGGAAGCAAAGAACUGCAGUUACGUUCAGGUGAAUCUUACUCUGUUUACCACACCAGCCCGACCUUGCCGUGUCUCUCCAGGCCAGUGGUUCUGUGGUCUCAGCAGGAUGUAUGCAGAUGGUUGAAGAAGCACUGUCCACACAACUACUUGACCUAUGUUGAAGCUUUCUCCCACCACGCCAUUACAGGUCGUGCUCUCUUGAGAUUGAAUGGAGAGAAGUUAGAGCGGAUGGGUUUGGUGCAGGAGACUCUGAGACAAGAGCUUCUCCAGCAGGUUCUACAGCUACAAGUACAAGAGGAAGGGCGCAACUUACAGCUGCUUAGCAGAGGGCUAUCCGGAAACCUGUCAUAGCUUCAACCAUGCGUAGGGCAGUUCUACCAGACUGGCUGCACUCUGAAGGGACAUCAGUGUGUUUGGUCAGGCUGAGGCCAGAGACGUUUGACUGCAGCUGUCAUGGACUGGGACACGGGGACAGGUUUCAGUUAUACAGCUCAAACUCCACAUUCUCACUAUGCUUAAAUAAAACUCAUACCAAAGGAGAUCUACACAAGGAGCUUUCAUGUUGUCCUCCCAUGAUUUAUCAACCUCAAAUCUGCUUCGAAAUGCAAACAAAAGAGGAAUCUUCAAUCUUUAUACCUGAUAAAGGCGGUCCAAGCUGGCUGUACCAAAGCUCUCUGGAUUUUGUAACAACUCAGUUCCACUUUAAAAUCUACAAGACCGUCUACAAUGAUGUAGCUAUAUUAUGAACUUUAACCCACCGAAACAAGCUUGGUAACUAUUUUCUGCUGGAAUGUGACUUUGCCAGAUGUGCCCUGAAACGUGCCGGUCAAGAUUGUGGUUCUACGUAAGCAAAAUGUGUCCAGUUCCUACAGGUGUUCCAGGGCUCAUUUCACGUUAGAUAUAAACCUAAAUGAUUCAAACCUGCAUUUGUACUGUGAAUCCAACUAGACGGCCUGUUUUAGUUUUGUGACAACUGUUGUUGUUUUUUAACUUAAGAAGAGUUUGUCUCUGGGAACAAAAAGUUAAAAUGUGUCUAAAACUAGUUCCCCAUGUGACAAUGAUGACCGCAUUUCCACUGAAACGAUGAGUAUCGUUGGCCACAAAAAGCUGUGUUUAUGUUGUGUAAAAUACAAAACUCUGUAAGUGUCUGAGAGAAUUGUUGACGACAGAUGUAAAAAAAUAAAUAAAUUACAUGCUGCAUUGGAGCCUAA
Molecule: messenger RNA, 1617 nt
Organism: Carassius gibelio (silver crucian carp)
Lineage: Eukaryota; Metazoa; Chordata; Actinopteri; Cypriniformes; Cyprinidae
Product: sterile alpha motif domain-containing protein 10
Exons: 5
Coding region: 230-757 (175 amino acids)
Biological process (GO): cell surface receptor protein tyrosine kinase signaling pathway
Cellular component (GO): cytoplasmic side of plasma membrane
Molecular function (GO): protein binding
Source: RefSeq, a predicted model, not a curated record